AUGCAACAUUUCUAUAUAAUUGCCAUAAACUCGGGCCUGCAUAUUCUAGAUAUAUUUUGGCCGAAGCUUUUAUUAAGACGAUUCGAUUUGAAACUUCAAACACAUACAGAAGCUAGAUCAUCAAUAGUACGAAUCGCACACGACACCAUGACUGUAUCGAUUGAACACGAGUCCAUAUAUAGUCUGGGAAUCAAGUGUGAAGAGAGAGAUAUCCCUUCGAUUGAGUUUUUGAACCUUUAUAAAGAAUUUUAUAAUGAAAAAUUCUCUCAAAAUAUUGAAAAUGAAGAAUCUGACAGCAAUAUCAAUACUGAAGCUGAAGUUGCAAGCGUAAUAUCUGAUGACUUCAUUAAACUUUUGAAUUCAAGGAAGUCAUUGAUUUUGGCAGAUUAUGCUGUUGAGGUUUUGUUUGUUAAUUAUAAUAGUACUUUGAUUGAGGCUUUCAUGCCAAAAUUGAACUUGAUAGACGAAUCUAUGAUGUUGAUCCAUUUCCUAUCUAAAAUCUGUCUUUUUUUUACUAAACUAACAGAUAGAUUAGUCAUUGACCAAUUAAACAAAGAUCUGUCUCAAAUCAUAAUACCUAGCAUAUUGAAUGCGGACACAAAUACUUCCAGCAAUGAAUUGAUUGUAUGUCUCUGUAAAGUUUUACAAGCGUCCAUCAAAUUUAGCGCUUCUCCAAUAGUUAUAUCGUCAAACAGCUCUCGAGAAUCCUUUCAUUCUCUGAUGAAUCGCCUAUCAAAAAUCAAUAGACUGUUAUACAAGACAAUGCAGCAUUCAGUGGAUAUGAAGCUUUUAUUCAAAGGUGCGGGUCAUUUUCCUAAGGAUACCACACGAGAGUUUGUAAAUUCACCAACUAUUACAUCUCCUAACUUCGUUGCAAGCCCAUUAUCCACAAUGAAAACUCCAAUGUCCAGUUCUGCGGGCUCCAUCUCUGUGGUAAAAUAUAAGGAUAUGAAAUUAUUACGUUAUUACAAGAACUUAUGGCUCAAUAAUAAACUUCUAAAGUGGGAACCAGUAGAUUCGGAUUUUUUAAUGAGAUAUGCAUCUAUCUCUGGGACCCUCUUUCAAGAAACAGCAGCUUCCCUCCAGAAUUCUGACGCUAUACUUACUGAUCUAAUAGAAACAUCAUUCACAUGUUUUGCACAAUUUGUAAGCAACAAACAGUACCAUCAGACCAAUGCUAAUAUGAAUGUUCUCGAAAGACAAUGGAUCAUUUUCAUUUCAAAACAUCUGCCGUUGCUAAUACUGGAACAUUCUUCAAGAAAUCCUCAGGUAGUGACAAAUGCCAUGGAGAAGAUUGAUGCUAAAGUUAUUAAAGUUAUUAGAAACUACUACUCCGAAAAGGAUGAUAUGAAGAAUAGAAAUGAGGAUUUAUUUGACGACUUUUCUUCUACAUGUUUUGACUUGAGACAUGAUUUCAUAAAAUCUCUCAUUAUGUUGAAACUACAACCUGCAUCUUACAUUAAUGAGUUUCUAAGAGAUGAUCAGGUAGUAGACCCAAACUCUCUACCUAUUUCAGAUGACCUCAUUAUAGUAACAGCACAAGGUGUUCAAGAAACGGUCCACGAUAUUCCCUCUUUUGUUUCUCAAUCAAUUGACUCACUUGAGUUGCAAAUGAUUAUUCGACCUAAAACUGAAUCAUAUAGUAACGGACUCUAUCAAGUUUUAUGUUCUUUUGAAAGUAUUCCCCCAACGCAGCAAAGGAAAAUAUCCAAAACCAUAUUGGAUCUCUUGACAAAUUCAAUAGAAGUGCAAAAUUAUGGUAGAAUAGCUAAAAUCUACGGAAUUCUUUUUUUCAACUUCUCGCAUUCUCUUACUUAUGUCUUAUCAUUCUGUUCACCAAAGAUGUUUGCAGAAGUAACUAUGAAGUUUAUUGAUUUUUCCCAACAAAACACCGAACUGACCAAAAAGGAACCUUCAGAGGACUCAGAAGAGUAUAAUAACAUUUCACUGUCUUUAAGCUGGGCUCUUUUAUUAUUGAUUUUACUAGUUCAAGAUUACAAUGUUUCAUUGCGCGACGUUGCCUAUAUUUCAAACGAACUGACAAUAAAUAACUCAUUUUCAAUAUCCUUCAUUUCUAGCCUAUCAGAUAUUCCUGACGAUUAUAAAAUUAAUAAUAACCAACAAUUCAAUCUAGACUCUGUCAAGCUCAUACAAAAUUGGCUAUCUGACCUUUUCAUAAACGGUUCAAUAUCUGACACUCUUCUGCAAAAAACUGAUGUUAAACAGCUAUCUACACUAAUCCCGUUUAUUUUUAAACAAGUGAUGUUGGCACUUGAGAUAGGUUUUGUCACCGAUAUUAAUCAAAUUGUUGGAGGACUCGAAUAUUUCUUACAACCAUUCAUGCUUGCCAGUUUAAUAAAAAUAUCAUAUUGGCUGGAACAAUACUUACUAUAUUUGAAAGAUGAUAAGAACAAAGAGAAAUUGCUUGACAUGGUAUUUGUUAUUUUAAACUCACUUUUCAAUCCAAAUACCUUGAAUGAAGACUCGCAAGCCUUCCAUGUAGCCGUAUUAAAAAUUAAUGCAGUUUCACUUUUGAAGACCUUCAGGAAGUUUGGCACGCCAAAACAAUCUAGCUAUGGGGUUUACUCUUCUGAUUUACAGGAGCAGCCUGCAUUGAAUUCUAUCAUUAAUAAGCUAGUUUCGGUUCUGAAUGUUUCUCCAUUUUAUAAUGUAGAUCAAAGGGUAAUAAAUUCUGAAAAUAUGUACUCUGAAAGGAAGCCACUUGGUUACCAUGAGUUUUUGAUUGUUAACGAAAAUCCAAUAAAUAAAAUAAUGACAAACCAAAUCAACUCAUUUUGGAACUUGCAUAGCAGCACUUAUUAUAAUUUGGAUUAUUUACGAGAGGUGAUAAAUAUUGUGACACCAAAGGUUUUUUUGUACGAUGUUUUACAAACGUUAGACUAUAAAUUAACUACAUAUGGCGUUCCCGCGGCAAGGAACAAGAUGGCAGCAAUUGAAAGCGAUCAUGUAUUUGACUAUUUCUUUUAUUUCUUGGUCUUAUAUGACUGUGAAUCGCAUGUUGAAGCCCUAAAUAUGAUACGACUCUUCGAAGAUGAGAAUGAAGGUAAUAUUACCGGGACAGAUUAUGCAGCGCUCCAAAAAGAUGAAAAGAAUAUACCGCAACUUGAAGAGCCUCAAGUAAAACAGGAUGCCGAUGACGACUUUGAUAUGCUUUUUGGUGAAAACGAUACUAGUACACAUGUACCAGAUGAAGACUUGAAAAUAAUCAGUCUUGAACAUGAGAGCAAGAACCAAAAAUUGAAAAAUUUGUAUAUUUCUAAAAGGGAUUCAUUUGGUAUAAUUAUUCAUGAAGCAAGAAAAUCGAAAGAAACUGCUUUCAAGGACGGAAUAAUAACAAAGGAAGAGUAUGAGAGAUUUUUCAGAUAUUACAAAAAGUAUCUAAGUGCGCUAAAAAACGUGUGUAUUUUAAAUAAGCUUCUUACGUAA
Molecule: messenger RNA, 3447 nt
Organism: Kazachstania africana CBS 2517
Lineage: Eukaryota; Fungi; Ascomycota; Saccharomycetes; Saccharomycetales; Saccharomycetaceae
Gene: NUT1
Product: Nut1p
Exons: 1
Coding region: 1-3447 (1148 amino acids)
Biological process (GO): regulation of transcription by RNA polymerase II
Cellular component (GO): mediator complex
Molecular function (GO): transcription coregulator activity
Source: RefSeq, a predicted model, not a curated record